AUGUCCAUUGAACUGCACACGGCAACGACGAUGCUAAUUCCAGCCUUGCCCCAUCGCCCGCGCAGCCCUUUACGUCCACCGGACAGCACAUCUCCGUCACGCCGGGAAUACAACCGACGACUUGUUGGUGCCCGUAUCGGACAGCUGCCGAGACGCCCGCUGCGUUCGGAACCGACGGUGGAGGCGGCAGCUCGCCUUUCUGCUGCUUACGCCCUCGGCAUUCUUACACCACACCGGGGUCUGCCGAAGACCCAAGCCGGCACAAUUACGUCUCCGCUUCGGAUCCAGUCCAUCAUAUCCCCUCCCGAUCCGUCGGAUACUGAUGAAGGUGCCAUAAACGCGUCUGUCGCAUCAGCCUCCAAGCGCAAGUUCGAAGACGCUUUCGUUUCCCAGGUGGAUAUUCCACCGGUUCCACCCAACACCACACCACAGGCGCAUUAUCCGCCUCCGCUCGGGGGGCUAUCGGGACUGUCAGCUGCUGGCACGAGCAACGCAGAUGUAGCGGGCGCAACAGCCAGGAGCCAGGAGUUUGCCGUGACGGCGGCCGCCAGUGAUGAGCCCUUUAGGGUUGCGGGAUUCGCAGUCAUGGCCAGCAGCGCAGACGAGAAAAAGGUCGGCGCCGUCCUGAAGCGGCCGCCGAUGCGGUCGAGCAUCGCGUGCCUAAGGUGCCGGAAAUCAAAGAUCAAGUGUGACAACUUCGGCGGCAGCUCGCCCUGUGACGGCUGCGUGAAGACGGGGAAGGAAUGCAGGUACCCGGAUCCGACCUUUCUGCCGCCCAAGAGGCUGGAUCCCCCUAUGACGGUGAAGCGUGAGGGCGAGGCAGCGCAGUCGGAGCGCAAGCGGCUCAAGCGGCUGGACGAGAGCCCAAUCACGACCACCUCGAGCGCGUCCAGAUUCGGGGCCGAGAUCUUGGCCGCGCCGUACCUGACCGAGACGCUGUGGAUACAAUGUUUCGACAUCUUCAAGCUUCACUUCGCCACCGAGCUGCCUUUUCUCCAUGUGCCGACACUCAAGUGGUACUGUGGCUCGCCAAAGAACCGGGGGAGCGACAGGCCGGGGGACUCGGACGUCAACCUUGUCCUGCUUGGGAUGCUGACCCUGACGGCGCGAUUCCAUCCCGAUCUUGUCAAGUACAUCGCGCAUUCCGUUGCCAAUCAGCAAGGCGGGAGCGCCAAGAACCGUUCGAUCCAAAUACGCUCCGACGGCUCGACAGCAACGGCUGCCUCGGAGUACUUUGCCGACAUUCUUGCCAAGUCAUUGGGACCCAUGAGGAGUUGCAUGGCAGUGGCGUCGGUCGAACGCGUCCAGGCCUUUCUGAUGCUGGGCCUUUAUGAAUGGAGCCAGGCCAAGCCCAGCACAGGCGGGCUUGGCGCGUGGAUGUACGUCGGUAUCGCGAUACGUAUGGCACAGGCCCUGGGCUUGUGCUUUGGAGACCGGAUACAGGAGGCGAAACCGACGCUCGUACCUGUCCAGGCGGAGCCGCAGCACCACGGCGGCAAGCGCAAGCGGAUGGCAGAGUCGGAUGCACCGAUCGCCGAGCUGGUUACAGCGAAGGAGGUCAGGAGACGGACCAUGUGGAGCUGUUUCAUUCUGGACCGCAUGCUGUCGUGCGGAAAGGAGAGGGUCUCUGCCAUCCGGUCUGGAGAUAUGAAGAUCCAGCUGCCUUGCUCCGAGAUGGACUUUGAUUUUGCCGAGGAGUCACUGACCGGUUUUCUCACCACCACCGACGCGGAACGCGCAAGCAAAGGUUACCGGGACAACCUUUUGGGAUGCUUUAUCAAGCUGGUGGGUAUAUGGGGCGAGAUCUCCGAGUACAGCUUCGCCGGGGGGAGAGCUGUGGACGGAGAAUCGCCUCCCUGGAUGGAGAGCACCACUUUUGCCCAUCUCGAUCGGAGGCUUGAUGAGUUCUACGCGGCGCUGCCACCCGUCCUCAAGCUCUCGCGCGCCAACUAUCUCAAACACGAGAACCACCAAGGAUCCAGUUCAUACGUGUCGUUACACAUGCUCGGCUGCAUCUGCCAGAUCAUGCUCCAUCGCGAGUACAUACCCUUCAUCCCCAUCCGUUGUUCCGGUCCCGUCGGCCCACUUGAUGCAAAGACGUUUCCCGAGGGGCACUACCAGGUACCCGAGGACUUCUGGCUACGCAGUACCGAGAAGGUGUUCCGGUCGGCCCGGGAGAUUGUGGAUCUGAUCGAGACGUGUCAGAGCCGCGACAAGCUUCCCAUGUCCGGGCUCGUCCUCUUCGCCGUCUGGACCGCUGCUUUUGUGGGAAUUUACGCGUACCACUUUCCACACAUGGACACCGAGGACCACAUGCUGGCCGACGAGGACACCGACGACAACGAACUCGGCGGUGGCCCGGAUGACUCGAGCGGAGGGACGGGAGAAGGCGGUGGCGGGACCGUCACUCCCGCGGGAGACGGCGGCGGGAUCACCAAAUCGGGGCCCUCCAGCGUGACAUUCCACACGCUCGCCAAGAUGUACAGCUCGCUCAAGAUGGCAGGGACAUACAACAUGUACUUUCUCGAAAUGGAUCGGUACUAUCAGCAGACCAAGAGCGACUACCAGGCGGCGGUCCAGGGCGGCGGCGGGGAAGCUGGUGCGCGCGUCGCGCCCGUGGGUGGUGGCCUGAAGGAGUGGCAAGAGGAGAGCUCCAAGGUGGUCAAUAACGGUGUUAUAAUGGCCGUCGAGGACAAGUCGCUAGCUGCCGUCUCCUACGAUGACCGCGACUCUCCCAACACCACCGGAGGACCUGAAGUCUACGACGACAAUGGGCCGGGAGCGGGCCGACAGCAGUCGCAGCAACAGCCACCACAGAGGCCUGCUUCGUCGCUUUCCUUUACGCCCAUCAACAGCGCGAGUGCCCCGAUUGGGAGCGGAGCGGCCCACGGCGGCGGCGGCAUCGGUUUCACCAGCACCAACCGACUUGGCACGCCCGGAGAUGAUGCGGCAGGUCCAGCGACAGGCGCGGGAGCGUGGAGUCGACAGCAGCAACAGGCGGCCUUGGCACUGCAGCACCAUCACCACCGGCAGCAGGCGCAGGCGCAGGCACACCCCCAGUCUCCCAUGCAGAUCUCCAACUACCUCGAAGCCAACGAGAACAAGAGGUGGGAGGACAGCUCCCCCGGGAUCGGGCACUUCUCGGGUCGGGACACCAACGACGAGUGGACAUCGACAGGACAGCCCCCGGUCUACGGGCUCUCAUCUCCCGGGCCGUAG
Messenger RNA from Gaeumannomyces tritici R3-111a-1, 3219 nucleotides. RefSeq lists its product as hypothetical. The record is from RefSeq and is a predicted model, not a curated record. The transcript has 3 exons. Gene Ontology annotation, cellular component: nucleus. Gene Ontology annotation, molecular function: DNA binding; zinc ion binding; DNA-binding transcription factor activity, RNA polymerase II-specific. Lineage: Eukaryota; Fungi; Ascomycota; Sordariomycetes; Magnaporthales; Magnaporthaceae. The coding region runs from base 1 to 3219 and encodes 1072 amino acids. Gene Ontology annotation, biological process: DNA-templated transcription; regulation of DNA-templated transcription.